UGACCUUGCACUGUGUCCACUGAGCUCCGCCCCUAGGUUCGCGAUGGCCUCCCAGCCGCAGCCCCUGCACCCUGCCUUGCCCUGUGCCUCUGCCACAGGUGCUGGGGGGGCCGGGCUAGUAGCUGGCAGCCCCGAGAAAGGCAACGCUCGCCCCAAGCCUCCUGUCCGGCCCAAACCCCGGGUCCUGCCCAAGCCAGCUGUGCCUGCCAAGCCCUCCCUGCUGCACCCCCCCCCGGGGCCGACCCCCGGCGAGGAGGUGCCCCCCACCCCGCCGACCCCCCCUCGCAAAGGCCCGGCUCCCUUCAAGGUGACGCCAGUGCCGGUGGCGUCCAAACCGGAGCGAUUUCCAGGCACCACCGUGGAGGAGAUCCUGGCCAAAAUGGAUAGCAGGGAGGGCCCGGGGAGCCCGGACCGAGCCCGGCUCUCACCCUUUUGUCCUGAUCCCUCUUCUCGCUUUGGCUCCAAGACCUUCACUGCCUUCCGGAGACGUCCCAGUGGGGAGGCGGAUGGAGCCCCCCCUGGCGAAGCCUGCCAGACCCCCCAACCCGCGGUGGGAGAGCUGGGGACAGGGAAUGACGGAUGUCCGAUUGCUGAGACAAGCGGUUCCUCCCCAGCCGGCCCGAGCUGUGCCGGGGACCCCCACGGACACCGGAGGCCACCUUCCCCCCCUGACGUGAGUUCUCGCCUCGCCCUCCCGUGCCGCGGCAGCUCCGCUCCUGGGCUCUCUCCUUCGGGGCUCUCCUGUCUCCUCCGGGGCUCCCUCUCUGCGGGGUAUGUGGCAGGGCAAGCCCUCUCGGGCUCCCUGCCAACCCCCUCCCCCCUGGUGACGGGGACACUAGGCCAUGGCUGCUCCGAGUACCCAGGCCCCCCCAGCCCAUCCCCUGAGCCCCCUGCUAAAGCAUCUCGUCCCCCAGGCUCCCCGGAGGGACCCGAUGACUCCCCAGUGUCCCCCCAGGCCCCCAAGGGUCCUGAUUUCAGCCCCUCUCCCCCUUCCAGGGACUCGGGGCUCCGGCGCUCUUCAGAGGGGGUGUUGCAGCCCCCGGCCACAGGGCAGGGCAUGAGGGAGCUGGGGGGCUCACUGAGCGCCCUGUCCCGUCCUGGGGACCCACCGUCAGAGCUGUCCCUGGGCAGCGAGUCAGGCUGGAGCCUUUCCCAGUCCUUUGAGUGGACGUUCCCCUCACGGGGGGCACGGCGGCUAGCAUCCCCCCCCCGGUCCCCCAUCCGGGAGACGGCCGACUCGGGGCUGUCCGAAGAGGGUGAGUCGGAUGGGGAGGAGCCAACCCCCUGCCCCCCGUGCUCCCAGGGGGACGGCAGACCCAAAGGGCCCAGCCCCGUGGUGGCCAGUGGCCGGGUAGCAGAGGGGGCUCCGUGUCCAGGGGGUCCCGUGGCCCAGCAAGAAGCUGAGAGCUCAGCAGAAGAGGAGGAGGAGGAAGGGGAGGCAGAGCGGGAUGCCACUGUGCCCCACUCCCCUCUCUGCGUGAUGGAGCCCGUCCGGGACCCAGCUGAGCCCGAGCCCCCUGCCCAGCCCAGCCUCCUCACUGAGGCCACCCCACCGGAUCUGGCUCCACCAGAUCUGGCCACCGUGGCCGAGUUGGCCUGGGCACCGGUGGGUGACUCCCCCAUAGGCCUGCAGGGCCCUGGUGGGCCGGGCCAGGCUGAAGGAUCCUCGAGGGGCCCCGAUCCCCACGCUGACCCGGGCUGGCUGACGGAGCUGCUGGCAUCGCCCAGGGCCCAUGCUGCAGGGCAUGGCUCUCUGGAUGCGGAAGGGCCGGAGGACCUGCUUGGCUGGUCGCGGAAGGACCUGUGCAGUGAAUUCGGCAUUGGCAGACCUCAUCAGGCCAGCGCCUUCGACUGGACCUGUGAGGCUGCAGCCAGGGAGAGAGACUGGCCCAGUGAGACAGAGCGGGACCGGGAAUUUGGGACCAAAUCAAGCUGGGACGGCACCCACAGUGUUAGGGAUGGGGACCGACAGGACGGACCCUUUGGCACUGCCAGGAGGGACUGGGGCAGUGACUACAAAGGGACGGAGCUGAUGGGGGAAACGCGGCUGGGCUGCAGCGACUGGUCCCAAUCCCACAGUACCGGGGAAAGCUGCCUGCAGGAUCAAGAUUUUGGUGCCAGCAAACCCAAGUGGGGCACAGGCUAUGGCUUGGAUGGCACAGGCAGCAGGGAGGAGAUCAGGAAGGCUGACUGGAGUAGCAGCUAUGGCGUGGGAUGUGGCCAGCAGCAGGACGAGGAGCCGUGCUCCAGGCAGCCCAGCUGGGCUGGCCGGUACAGCUCUGGGGACCCUGAGAGCCAGGAUGGGGAGAUCACGCCUGCGUGGGCUGGGGAAUAUGGCAACAGUGAUGCAGAGAUGAAGGACAGGGAGCCCAUCCCAGACUGGGCCAGUGAAUACAGCAGCAGGGAUGCUGAGAACAAGGAGAAGGAUUUUACGCUGGGCUGGGCUGGCAGAUCCAGCACGGGGGACACUGGGACCCCGGACAAGGAGCUCAGCCCCAGCAGGCCUGCCUGGGACAGCAAAUACAGCACCAGGGACAUGGAGAGCCAGGACCGGGAGUUCAGCCCCAGCAGACCAGCCUGGGCUGGUGAGUACAGCACCCAAGACAUGGAGAGCCAGGACCGGGAGUUCAGCCCCAGCAGACCAGCCUGGGCUGGUGAGUACAGCACCCAAGACAUGGAGAGCCAGGACCGGGAGUUCAGCCCCAGCAGGCCGGCCUGGGACGAGGAGCACAGCACCACAGACAUGGAGACCCAGGACAGGGACUUCCAACCCAGCGGACCGGCCUGGGCCAGCGAGUACAGCAGCAGAGAGAUGGAGACCCAGGAUAGUGGGUUCAAACCCAGCAGACCAGCCUGGGAUGAUGAGUACAGGCCCGGGGACGUGGAGAGCCAGGACCGGGAGUUCAGCCCCGGCAGACCAGCCUGGGCCAGCGAGUAUGGCUCCACGAACACCGAAAAGCAAGAAAGAGAGUUUAGUCCUGGCCGGCUGAGCUGGGCUGGUGAGCACAGCAUUGGCCAAACCAAGCUGGUUGAUGCUUUUGGUGUCAGGAAAGAUGACUUGCCUGGCUCCUGUGCCCCCGAUCCCCCGGCCCAGGAGCCUGGCUGGGGCAGCGCCGACCAGCAGGAGCAUGGUACCACCGAUAGCAGGGACUGGGCUGAAGAGCUUGGAGGAGCCGAGCACCACAACCAAUUUGGCAUCAUUGGAACAGAGCGGGUGUCAGACGCUUCCAGCACCGAAGCGUCACCAGAUGGCUCGAUGUCCUGGGCUGGUGGAAUGAGGUCUGGGGGCCUGCAGGAGCCCCUGGGAGAGUGGCACAGGGAUCUCUCCUUCUGCAGCUCAGAUGCCACCAGCUGUGUGGUCACUGGUGGUGCUGGCAGGGUUGGACCAGGCCAGACAGCAUGGGAUCAGGGCCCGGGCAGCCUGCCUGCCCUGGGUGGCUCUGCCCAGCCCCGGGAGGCCAGGGCGGAAGAGCCAGCCUGGAACCAGGACCUCGAUGCAGCCAGCUGGAGCGUGGAGCUGUGCGACGCCGAGGCCACGCGCCAGGAGUGGGCCAGCGCUUUUGGCGCCCGCUGUGCGGCCCGGAGCCGGGACUUUAGUGCUGGGGAGCAGAGCCAGGGAGAUGACACCAGCUCAGCAGACGGCAGAAGCAUCCAUCUCUUGGCCCCCAGCCUGUCGAUGGGUGAUGCUCCAGCUGACCCACCACCUGCAGAGUCCCCCCGGAGCGAGCCGCCCAGCCCCACCGAGGAGGAGGGGGACCUCCCCGAGCCAGCCGCUGCCCCGCGCAGCCCCAGGGCCUCCCCCCUGCUGCCAGAGGCUGCUGGCGGGAGCUGGCCAGACAUGGAAGGCGAAGAAGCCCCCUUGGACCACCCGGAUGGGAAGACACCACCAAGUUGGGAGGAGAAGCAGCUCUUCCUGGGCACCCCUCAGCCCGAGGGACCUGUGGACCACGCCGGGGAGGAAUUCACCUUCCUGGAGGACACUGAGCUCCUGGACAGCAGCGUGUACCGCAGCAAGGCCAACCUGGGCCGCAAGCGCAGGCAUCGGGCACCGGCCCUCCGCCCCGGGGCUGCCUCGGAAGGGGACAGCUGGAUGUUCCGGGACUCCACAGAGCCCCGUCCAGCCCACCCAGCGGUGUCCUCCGACGAGGAGGCAGCAGAAGAACCCAAGAGCCGUCGGGUGCGAGCGUCCCCGUCGAGCAAAGGGGUCAAGGUGCCGCUAUUCCCCGGCCUCAGCACAUCCGCCCUCAAGGCCAAGCUGAGGGGCCGAAACCGCUCGGCUGAGGAGGGUGUGCUGCUGGGGGACAGCAAGGCAGCCCCCCCCAAGGACCCCCAUGUGCAGCGCUCCAAGUCCUGCAAGAUCCCCGGCUUGAGUGGGAAACCCCUGGCGCUGCCCCCCAAGCCAGAGAAGUCCUCAGGGUCUGAUGCCUCCCCCCCCCACUGGCUGCAAGCGCUGAAGCUAAAAAAGAAGAAACCUUGAGCGGGCUCGCUCUCCCCCCAGCCCAUCCCUGAGGAUGAUGGCCACUGUACCCAGGAUCAGGCCUGUCCCCUCCCUGUGGCGGGGCUCACACACACAUGCCCACACACCUAUGCACUUUGUAUGAUGCUCGCAGGGUCCCUGUCCCCCUCCCCGAUCCUUCCUCCCCCCUCCUCGGCCCACCAGCCUCCCCCAGCCUCCGCCUUCCCCUGGGGCGUGGGCAGCGAGCCCCCUCCCUUCCCCUCGCCCCCUGCUCUUGUAUCACCCCCAGACAAAGAGCAACCGGUCAGGAUUUUGGUGC
This is a messenger RNA of Egretta garzetta (little egret), 4775 nucleotides long. RefSeq names its product tankyrase 1 binding protein 1 (gene CNOT12). The transcript is spliced from 13 exons. The record is from RefSeq and is a predicted model, not a curated record. Lineage: Eukaryota; Metazoa; Chordata; Aves; Pelecaniformes; Ardeidae. Gene Ontology annotation, cellular component: heterochromatin; nucleus. Gene Ontology annotation, biological process: double-strand break repair; cellular response to ionizing radiation. The coding region runs from base 44 to 4477 and encodes 1477 amino acids.